AUGCGCAUUUACAGGCCGACCUGCACCGAGUUCGACCGCAUUCAAACGCAAUGCUCUUGGACGAUACUCGCUGAUUCGGUAGAAGUAUCGUACAAUGUUCGCACCAUCAUAUCGUCAAAUAUAUUUGGAGUAUCUGUGAGAGUACUCGAAUGGAUAGAUCCAAAUUAUACCUAUCAUUUACUACCCGAGUGGGCCGACCUCGACGAUUGCGACGAAGGAAAAAUAUGGUUUUCGCCAAUGCGCAUCAUCACCUUCGUGCCGAUUAUCUCAAUCUUUUUGAAUUUUGACUCCACCAACGGGACCUCAUUUCUCGAAGCGUAUCAUGGCGGAGAUCCGGGAAAUAGCCAGAUAAAUGCCAUCGCCACCUUUAACGCGAACGUACGGCAGAUGGGGCUCUUCAGCUUCUCCUCGGCCACCACGCUCGUCAAUCGGAACUCCCGUGGGCUGCUGGGGACUGUGGUCGGUUACAAUCAAGUAGAGCUGGUGUCGAAUACCUUUGUGCCGCUGCAAUACACGCAAACUUACCUCAACAGCUGGAAGUAUCCAUGGGUUUUUGAAGAGGAUCAGGUCCUAUUUCCUGAAACCACGAUGAAGCUUGGCCGUCUUGAUGCCAAUCCAACCAAGAUCAAAUUUUCGCGACAAACUGGAUACAACGGGACUGGAGGAUUCAAAGUCGCGAUCGAACCGCAGUCAGCUUAUACAAGCGACACGUUUGCAAUGGACAUUACCACCGUCGCUCCGAACUACAUGUUCAACAUCGUCGAUCUUUUAAGCACACAAACACGUUUUCUUGCCGUGUUUCCCAAGAUUGACGUGCAGGCGAACGUGGCACUAACGGUAUGCAGCCUGGAUGACGAUAGCACACCGACACAGCACAUGGCUGGCUUUGUCAAUUGUGUAUCCAGCGCCAACUUGACCACGCGAGUGCUCAACUGCUGCACGAGAAUCGAGCCAGUGUCGAAUGGCAGUUCAAUCCUGAUGGACGUCUACAACUUUACGUACUAUAACGCGCAACCGUCCGUGGUAUUUUCGGUCGAGCUGGCAAAGAACAAUAAAGCGUUGGUGCUCAGCAUGCCCUUCGACGCCUUCACGGAUGAUGCUUUGGCCGUUAGGGUCCCGAGCUCGGAGAAAACGGUUUUCUUCGUCGUCUGUCUGGCCAGUCACCACUUUCGCAAACGAGCCGACGAGAUCGAGACGGGCGUCGCGGUGUUGACAGCGAUUUUUUGGCCACACAGUUUGUUCGAUUGCGAAUACCGUUUGUACACGGGGAUGGUAACUGCAGAAAACACUUCCAGGCCGCUGACGAUAUUUAGAAAUGCCGACAUCUUCUACCCUAUUUGGCUUUUUGCCGGGACUUAUACGUUGGAGAUCCCGGCCGGUUGCAUGCCUACGAUAUCUUUAGGAACCCAGCAAGUCGAAUCCGUCGAGAAUAUAAUAUCCACCGACUGCAUCGGUAGUCGAUUGAUCGUUUCACCAAAUUUUAAUAUGAUGCCGAUUAAUGCCUACAGCGGAGUGGCGGAAAACAUUACAUGGAUAUGUACUUCUGUCGACAUCAGCCUCGAGUUAAUCAGUUUGAUAUAUGGAUCGCUCGAUAUCUACUUUUAUCAUCUAGAUGGCAGCACUGAAAUGCGUUCAUACAACCUUUCGCAACCGACCGCUCGAUUCAAAGCGACAGAAAUCACAAUGCUAACUGUAUUUUACGGUGAAACCGGAGAGGCUCUCCCCUUCGUUGGAGACAACUUCACGUCGGUGCUUUCAGUGCGACCGUGCAUGGGCAACAAGACUUCUCGUGGCGAGAGGGCGUCGAAUCACGUCGCGUUUAGCGUAGAUGGGGACUCGGUUGGACCUAGAAACGGACCAGGACCGGUUCCGAAUAUUGUAAUUACACAACCGACACCGAUCGAUGAACAACGCGCCUUCCUCGCAGCCCCAUCACCGCGAGCACCACCCAGCAGCCCGGCGCGCAGCCCCACGCGUAGCCCGGUCCCGCAGCGCAGAAAUCGCAACGGCACCGUGAACCGUGCUCACGAUGAGCAACACGAAACGCGGAUAAUGGCGGGUACGCCUCCGCCCGAACAUCCACCUCCUCCGCCUCCGCAUCCGCCCCCGGAAAUUGAUGAAGCCCAGGCGACGGUUAGGCAGAUUUUGGAGAGGCUGCAGGGCCCAUUCCCACCAGCCGUAACUCCCCGACAAAACGUGCCGACGAUCAAGCAGAAGCCAGUCGUUUACUCUAGGCCACAGAUACCAAAAAUCGCUCCUCCUACUACCAAUUUUACCACUACUAAAGAAAAGCUGAAGGAUGAGCCAAUUUACAAGAAUACUCGAAAAUCAUCGCAAGGCUCGAUGCAGUCGGUAUCGACAAAGUACUCCCACGACAGCUACCCGAUCUACAAUCCGGUGCAGGAUUUCGGCUUUUCCGGCGGCAAACCGGUCCAGACCGGAGGAUUCCCGAUCGAGACGAAUCGAAUAAAUAUUGGAUUUUGUGGGCGAUUGGGGUCAGGAAAGUCUCACCUGAUCAAUGCUCUACGCGGAAUUGACAACGGGGCGCCAAAUAGCGCGGGGAGAUAUGUGUGCGACAAGAUGGAGCCGUUCAGAUUUGUUGAAGUGGAGCUGCAACAUAUUGUCAUUUGGGAAAUACCGUAUCCCAGGAGUUUUACAGCUGUGGUGGAUGUGUACGACCAGAAUAUGGGAUUUGAGCGAUUUUAUGACGCUCAUCAACUCCAAGUCUUCAAACAUCUCUUCGUCCUGAUCCCCGACGGAGCCCUCCAUGAUGAUGAUAUCGCAUUUUCUAGGGUUUUACACUCUAGGAGAACCCCAAUGACGAUAUUAUCAACAAAAAGUGACGACGAUUUGGACGCAGAAUCACGAGAAAACCGACAAAAUGUUGGGCCUGCCCUGACCAAGUGCCAGAAGGCGCCAAUGCUCUUGGGGGCACCACUACUUUUCGUUAGUGCGCCAGUCGUUAGGAAUUUGUUGUCGAACACUAUCGGCUUUCUUCAUUAUAAAUUGGAUGAAGACGAGCUGUUGAAGAUUAUCGGGCUGGCCCCGAACUGUCAUUUGGCAUUGGAGAAUAGGAAUCGAAGAGAGAAAAUGGAGCGUGACAAUCAAAGCACAUACUCGAGGUCCAAGGACUCAAAGGGAUCACGAGAUAAUUUGGAUAGUGAUACUGUUAUUAUGAAGAACGUUCCUCGACUUCAAAAACCUCGAACUUUACCGCAACUACUGAAACAAGAUACCGUGCUGGCCGAUUCUGGAUUCGAAAUCCUUUUUGCGACUGAUGACCGGCCGGUCGGGAAUUAUACGCCGAAGUCUGUUAUAGAGAGCGCGGCUAGGACCGUGUUCAACUACGGAUUCAUUGGUGGGUAUCGGGUCGGAAAAUCGGCCAUGAUAAACGCGAUGCGGGGAUUAAGCAGCAAGCAUCCGUUUGCCGCUGGAAGGGAGAAAACCAAGCCCGGAGCCUGUGAAAAAUACGAAUUUUCCGAUGACCUUCUGAAAUACGGAGUGACGUUGUGGGAGCUGCACUACCCCAAGAAAAUUAAUGGAUACUUCGAAUUCAUCGACUUCCACAAUCUAUCUAGCUUCACCGCAAUUUUCAUCUUGACCGAUGGUACGCCGAGCGAUGAGGAUCUCAGUUUUGCCAAAAUAGCGCACCGUCGCAACGCUACCGUCGUUUUCCUAUCUUCAAAAACUGACAAAAGACUAACGACAAAGUCAAGGGCCGAUGAAAUUCCGGUGUGCGAUAUUCUGAAGCAAAGAUACGUCGAUAAGGGGCUUGCUCGUUUCGACGCAGCACUUGCGAACGCGGCACCGGAACUUUGCGGAAGAGUUCACUGCUUCUUCGUAUCGGCGCCUGUUUUUCGAUCUUUGCGCUGUAACGAUCGAAAAUUUGUGCACUUUUUGGUGCACGAGAGGGCUGUGUUUGAUUUUUUAAAACAGAAACGCAUAAUCUCCGAGAUGCUCGAAUCUCCGAUGCAACACCAACACACCCCCGGCUCCCCACCCGAUAUAAACGCCGAGGUGGCCGGCGUCGUCCAGCUGGCUGAUGUUUAUGCCAAUGCCCGGGAG
Mesorhabditis spiculigera is the source of this 4065-nucleotide messenger RNA. The record is from the annotation of a GenBank genome assembly. Lineage: Eukaryota; Metazoa; Nematoda; Chromadorea; Rhabditida; Rhabditidae.